Molecule: messenger RNA, 3596 nt
Organism: Toxotes jaculatrix (banded archerfish)
Lineage: Eukaryota; Metazoa; Chordata; Actinopteri; Toxotidae
Gene: rftn1a
Product: raftlin, lipid raft linker 1a
Exons: 10
Coding region: 243-2372 (709 amino acids)
Source: RefSeq, a predicted model, not a curated record
GUCGAUCAUGAGCUGCCCGUGAGAGAUAAAUGGAGAAUUCAUGUUUUCUUCCCAUUGGAUCACAGUGUAUGUAGUGUAGAGAGCCGCCGUGUGUCUCAAUCCUGCAGCCGUGACGGGGACAGACCGUAAAGGCGUUAAGAGACAGAGAAGGAGAGGAGGGACGCGCACCGACUGACCCAAGUGUGAGGACACUCUCGCUCCACCAUACACUCCGUACAAACUGGGAACGAUUUCAUUGAAACAUGGGGUGUAGGCUCCCUAAGCUACGGAAGGCAGAAGAGAGGCGAAGCCCGGGCAACAUCUACUCCACCCUGCGACGGCCUCAGGUGGAGACUAAAGUGGGUGUGGCUUACACCUACCACUUCCUGGAUUUCCUGCUGGGGAAAGAAGAGGUGCCGGUGUCAUCGGUGCUAUGUCUCUCCUCAGUCAGAGAGCUACCGGUUCAGGUCAGGGAACUCUACGCACAGGGUUUUGUCCUGGUCGCCGUCCACCCAUUUGUUCACCCCUGCGGCCCUCGCCACGCACACAUCCAGCGCCAGCUUCACCGGGCCGUGCUGGUCCGAGAGACGCCAAGUUCAGAGAAAAGCCAAAUGAGGUGGGCAAGACAUCGUCUGGAGACAGAUGUGUGUGUGGCAGGUCACCAGGCUGCUGAUCCAGAAGUGAUCCAGAGCUAUGUCAAGAGGAUCCAGGAUGUAGCGGAGCAAGGGGUGAUGUUUGUGGGCUUUCUUCAGCAGCCAGGUGGUGGACCCUGCUUCUUGGGGCACUGGGAUCCCGAGGAGCUGUCAUCCUUACAUUCAAGCCCUUCGCCCAUACAUCGACACCCCUUCAGUGCCAACACCAGCCCGACGGAUCCAACAGAACCACAUCAAAAUGGUGUAGAAUCUGACCAUCACCCCUUGGAACCUCAAGAGUUAGAUCAUGAAAAUGUAGAAUGUAACACACAGCCUUUGGCGUCCAGAGAACCAGACUUUAGCCCUUUGAAACCCACCCUGAGUUCAGAGUUCAUCACACAGGAUUCUAAUGAAGAAAUUCAAAUCUCACAGAUCAGUUUUAAAGAGUCACUAGAAUCAACAAACCAACCUCCAAAUCACAGUAAACUUGGUGUAGACACUGUUCAGUGGUGUCCAAGUCAAAACCCAGCAGAUUCCCAAGGGAGCCAGCUGUGUCUCAGCCCUUCAGGAAGUACCGGUACGGUCAGGCAGCAGGAGAGUGGUCUACCUGAACACAAGGACUCCACAGAGAAACAAUUUCACCUUCCAAACCAGAGAGGAAGACAAGGUUCAAGCUCAGACAGCUGGCUUAGCUCUCCAGAACUUGAUGGCAACCAUGAAAAAAAAUCCAGCUCUGUUUAUACAGAUGGACAAAGCAGAGUAACAACACACAACAACAACCAUAUUCGUCUUCACAGUUCAGAGAAAGAUAAGAACUCGAUGUCACCACCAGCGCAGGCUAGGAUGCAGCUCUUUGCCCUGUACAACCACACGGGGGAGCUGAACACUUCUCUGAGGUUCUACUCGCUGAGAGUGCCACUUCAAGUUCAAAAGGAAGCAGGGCUAAUCACAGAAGUUGAUGCGCACUGGCUCGACCACAUGACUCAGCAUUUCACCAGCGGCGCGCACCUCAUUGAUGGGUUUUUCCACCUUGGAGACGAUAAUGACAAUGGGGUUUCAUCUGUGGACAGUGUGUUCAUCUUCCAGAGCUCUGCAGAGGAGACCACAAACACCUCCUAUGAUGCUAUCGUGGUUGAGCAGUGGACCGUUGUCGAUGGUGUGGUGGUCAAGACAGACUACAUCCCAUUGCUCCAGUCUUUAGCUCCAUAUGGAUGGAGGCUGAUGUGUGUGUUGCCCACACCAAUUGUCAAGACCAACAGUGACGGGAGUUUGUCGACCAAGCAGAUCCUCUUCCUUCAGAGACCCAUUUUGCAACGCAAGAGAAAAGACUUCAAGAUACCGAACCUCAGGGGUCGCAGCAAGGCAAAGAAAAACUCCACAGGAGAAGAGGAUAGAGAGAACAGGUCCUCCGUGAUGGAGGCAGAGAUGGACAUGUUGAGAAGAGACACAAAAGAGGAAGAGGAAGAGGCAGAGGUGAGGAAGAGCAGGGAUAGCGGAAGGCGCGAAAGGGCGAGCCCUCAGGAAGGUACAGAGGAGAGCGAAGAGGAUGCGCAACAUCAGAAGGGCUCCUUGUUCCUAUCAGGGAGCAGGGUUUCUGUUGAAGAGUGGGAGGAGGAAACUGACAUUGACAAGAUCCCUGUGUCCAAGCAGGAGAAGUCAGUGAGAUGGACAGAUGUGUGUCAGAGAGAUUCAGGAGGGGUCAAGGAGGAGGUGAAGACAGAAGAGCGGAUCAAACAGCAGCUGUUUUCCGGCGUCUGUUGACACAUUGGGCACAAAACAGGGAAAGGGAAGCUGAAACCUAGUUAGUUUAUCCAAAAAAAAAAAAAGGCUUUCAAAUGGGUGUUUUGUUGAUCUGGAUUUUUAGUUCCCCUGUGGACGUUCCAGAUGUAGUCAUAUAUACUGUAUUUAUAUCACGUACUGUUGCUAACGCUUCAAUCUGCUCUGCUUAGGACGCAAGUCUUUGGGGUUCUAUAAAUGGGAAAGUGUUGUGCAGUUUUUCUGCUUUGGGUCACUGUUGUUAUUUGAUGUGUCUUUAUAUGAAAAACAAUGAGACUGUACAGGACUAUACAGUACUAACUAGAACAAGUCUCCAGUCUAAGCCUUAAGUAUUAUUUUCUUGCCCAUUGUUGUAUUUUACUACUUUCUUGUAAUAGGAAUGUUAAUAAGGGAGUAUUGAUUUCACUGGGUUCAUUGUAUUUUUAUAUGUAAAGUAUAUAAGAUAGAAAAAAAGGUAACACAAACUAUGUAGUAACCUUUGUUGUCAUUUUUAGCUUAUUACAGACAUCAGUAUCACCUUAUAUGUCGACCAAUAAACAACAAGAAAUUGUGGUUCAGAUAUGCCGAAAGUUUUUUUUGAGGAAAUUUAUAAUCUGGUUGUCAUGACAUGACUUGUCCACCAGAGUGAGUUUAUUUUUUAAAAUGGUUUACUCAGUGCAUAUCUUAGUCCCAAUUUUUCCAAUAAUGAUAUAAUUAGUAGUCUAUACUGCAUUGAGGUGGCGUGUGGUACAUUUUACUGGGUCUAAAUUUUAAAGGGUCAGUUCAUGUAAAUUAUCAAACAAUAUUUUGUCAUCAGCUCGCGUAGAAACUAGCUAUGUGGAUAGCUUUGGUCCUUUUUGACCAGGCUUUGAGAUAUCUGUCUGAGAUUUUUGCCCCUACCUCAAUACAGGGGAGGUGAACUUAAUCUUUGACACUUUGCUGUUAAUGUUUGGAUGCAAUUUUUUAUCCUGGGAGCAUCACAAAUUAUUUCUAUUUACCCCCAUUGUAUUGGGGUGGUCUCAAAGCCUGGCUAAAUCAAACCAGAUUUGUCUUGUUUGGCAAGAUGCUACAACAGACAAGUGAGAAAAUGCUUUUUUUUGUAAUUUGAGUGAACUGACCCUUUAAGGGUUUCCUCUUCAGAGAACGUGUACAUUAGAAAUCAGCUAUUUAUUGCUUCCUGGACCACCUGUGUUGUGUGUAAGUAGUGUGACAUGUACGUCUUUAUAUAGA